Messenger RNA from Acanthosepion pharaonis, 2817 nucleotides. Lineage: Eukaryota; Metazoa; Mollusca; Cephalopoda; Sepiida; Sepiidae. The record is from the annotation of a GenBank genome assembly.
AUGUCCUCAUUCAAUCCUGGGACAAAAGGGAUGUCCACAUCACCCAUUCUGUGCCUGGGGUGGACGAUUGCUAUACAGACCACCGUCUUCUGUUCUCGCAUUUCAAGAUCUCUGUUCGCCAACUACCUAGGUGUCUUCCUGAAGUCAGGCUUCACCGAUGGUCGACAUGCAGAAAUCAACCUUCAACUACAACAUGGUCACAUCACUGAGAGUGAUGCAGCUGAGAAGAAAAUGGUGGCUUGGUUGUGGAUUCGUGAUACAUUGACUGAUACCAUCAAGAACGUAUCAAGAGGCAAUCCCACAAUGCAAGCUAAUUCAAUGUUGGCACUGUCGGGGUUAGGGUGUGCUGUGACCAAAUACCGAUCUGGGGAGGAUAUGGCUACGGUCUUGGAAAGUGAGUCCCAUUCUGCCCACAUGAAGCACAAACAGUGGCUUUCCUUAAUAACAGAUUCUUUAUUAUCAAUAUGGAAUGUCAAAUAUAAACCAUCAGCCAAUGCUUUGCUUGGACUUUGUCAACAGAGGUCUGUAUCAGACCGAGCUCCAGCAAGUAUGUUGUGUCAAGCAUCAGCCUGUUUGUCUCUACCCAGAAUGAUUAGUAGCCAGUUGACCACAGACACGACUGGCAGACUCUUUGAAGUCCUCUCCAUGAUGACCAAUGGUCUGCCUGGCCAACCAAACCAGCCAGAAUCUCCUGUUCUUCUCUUUCAUAAUGGGCUGACUCUUGGCAUGUUGUUGGCUCGGCUUUUUGAAGAACACUUCAGUGAAAUUGGUGGACCCAAAGGAAUGCAGCAGGUGUGGAAGUCACUUGAUGCUCUUGAAAAAUGUUGUUUGGAUGAAGAAUUACCCAACAGAUCAGGCUCUGUUCUUGGUUUGGGCCUGGCCCUCAGUGCACUUUGUGAAGAUGGAAAACCUGAGUCCCGUGAACAUGCAGCAACAAGCCUCAACAAAUUGUUUUCUCUGCUUAAAGACUUGGACACAAGUUCUAACAUCUUUCAGGUCCUGUGUUUUUCUGUGGCCUGUAUUACAGGCUCCACAUUUGCAGCAAACAUCAUCAAAAUUGAAACAGUUGACACUAUUACAGCUCAUCUUAAAGAACUUAGCUAUAUGAACCCACAGAUGAGUGGUGUGAACCUUGCAAUGGGAACUCUUUGUUAUUGUCUCAAUAUGAUUGGUCACAGUGGCAUCAACCAACUCACUCAAGACGUGUGCAAUGAAUGGACAAACACUUAUCUGGAUGCAGAAUCUCCAACACUUCAUCGUAUUUCUGCAUUGACAGGUUUAAUGGCGUUGAUUGGAUCAGAAAGAGGCCUUAUCACUAUCCAUUCAAUUCCUUCCCUUUCGGGGAAUGUUGUUAACCCAGUUGCUGUUCUCCAAUUGGCAAAAACUAUUUUGAAAAGUCAAGAAGACAUUGGAAUUCAAAGUGCAUCUGCCUGGAUGUUGGGUCAUGUCCAUUUAUCGACAUCAACUGUGUCAGAAUCCAAAACCAGUGUACCAAACAACUACCAUUAUCUCGAUAACAAUUUGAUCCUUCGAGCUUUGCUUGAUUUUCUCAUUGAUGCAGGAAAAUUAGGUCCAGAUAUGAUUUCAAGUGCUGAGGUCAAACUGCCUUUAACUGCCAUUUACAAAGGCCUUACACGACCUUUACCCCCACUCAAUUGGGCGGCUGUUUUGGCUCCUCUGCUGAGGCAACCAUUUUCAUCUGAAGUGAAGAUGAUCAGCUUGAAAUUAGCCGUUUCCCAGUGCACGUCAUCACCAACUGCUGCCGUUUUUUUGUCCUCUUGGCUCAACUCGUCACUUUUUAAUUCUCUUGAAGCUGAUUGCCAGAAUAUUAUCUUUGAUAAUCUUGACCAACUGAUAAAAUGCAUCCCUGUGAAAACACUACAAGAGUUUUUGGAAUAUGAUUGUGUAAACCCUUUCCUGUAUGAGGGUAGACACUCACAGUGUCCAAUCAUCCUCCGAGGACUCCAUAAAGCCCUUUUGGUGAAUGACCCACCAGAAUUUGUGACAGAACUACUUUACAAAACCACAGAGCAUCUCUACAGAUCUCUAACACCAACUUAUCAGCCUGACACUUACAACACAAUGUGUGAAUGUUUGGCAACUUUACCUGACAAAAGAUUUGAUUCAAUAAUUGAAGAAGACUUUUUGGAUCCACAGCGGUUUCUCAAAGGAACAUAUACACGCUGCUUUUUGAUAGCUAACAACAAACAACCAAUUGCUUUGCUAAAUUAUUGCAUCGAUGCCAUUAUCAACGCAGGAUUUAUAUCAGAAUCUUUGCACAGUUUGUCUCUGAUGUUCUUGGCUCAAACAUUUUAUCGUUGUGCUCUACGUGGAAAUGGAAACAUGGAAUGUCUUCAGUGGUUCCUGGAACUCCUUGGUCACACUCGGAAUUUAGCAACAGGUAUCAUCAAAUUAGCUGAUGAUGUCACAGAUCCACCUGCUGCAUUUGAUUUCGCCAUCCAGAUCGUUUGUGCAGCUGCUUGCUCUUGGCUAAACACUUCCGCUGCUGUGGCUGGCCAACACCCACUCUUCAUGGCUGAUCUGGCCAAUAAAAAGGAUUCACAAUUUCCUGUUUCUGUCUAUAUUCAAGAUGAGCCAAAUUUUUGGCUCAAACUGAUGCCUUCUUACAUUUCUAAACUGGACAAAGAACCUUGGAGACAAAUUGUUCCUAAGUUUAUGGAUUGGCUUAUUACUCUUCACUCUCUCCCUGAUGAGACGAUCAGAUCCUCAACUAAACACAUACUGAAAUGCUGCCUGCAUAUGUUACGUCAUACAAAGGAAUUCAAGAAACCAGCUGUAUGGGAUAAAACAGUUUAA